AUGUAUGCUAUAAACCAGUUGAUAAGAUGUCCCCAGAUGCUCACAGUCUUAAUCGGCAGAGAAGACUGCUUGUACCUGGACGUGCAUGUACCAGAAAAAGGAAAGAAGAUGCCUGUGAUAGUCUACUUCCAUGGUGGAGCCUUCUGGCAUGGAGGGAAAGACGUUUACCAUCCACUACUCCUAAACUCUAACGGCGUCAUAGUCGUUGCUGUAAAUUAUAGAUUAGGAGUUCUAGGAUUUUUGUGCACCAAUGAUGUGUCAAACAUUGGGUUGAGAGACCAAGUAGCCGCUUUGAAAUGGGUGCAACAGAAUAUAGGAGCAUUCGGUGGUGAUCCUGACAAUGUGACUAUAUGCGGUCAAAGCGCUGGAGGCAGCUUGGCUUCUAUGCAUUUACUUUCUAAAACCAGCAGUGGUCUCUUUCAUAAGGCGAUUCUUAUGAGCGGAACAGCCUUUUCAACUUGGGCGUUUAAUUUAGAAUCAGAUAGAACUACCAAAGAAGAUGCUAAUAAAAUAGCAUCAGCGAUUACAGAAAAUGACAUCUACAAUGUACUCGAAGAAGCUCCUUUAGAGAAACUCAUGAGAGCUACAAUGGGAUCAUCAGCAGAUCCAAGAUACUUCAGAUAUACUCCAUGUAUGGAUGUGAAUAAUACAGAGCCAUUUUUCACUGAUACACCUAGUAAUAUAAUAAAAUCGGGCAACUAUAACAAAGUUCCUGUGAUGAUAGGUUAUACUGAUCUAGAGGGUAUGUUCUUUUACGCCAUUAUAAGAAGUGUAACUAAAGACCUAAAUGAUAAUUUUGUGAAUCAUCUACCAUCAGUAUUUUCGACACCAACAAAGAAGUUCAAACGUAAAAUUGCUGAUAAAAUACGCAAACAUUACUUUGGCAAUAAAACUAUAGAUUAUAAUAAAAGUAAACUAAAUCUUAUAAGAUUUUAUUCUGACUGGAUAGCAUAUGGAGCUACUGAUGCUUAUUCCAAGCUGCUGGCCAAAGCAUCGCACUCACCAGUAUAUAACUAUGUAUUCUCUUACAUCGGUGAUCGGAAUUUUGGGAAAGAUCUUUCUGGAGUGAACCUGAAUAAGUCUACACAUUCAGACGAUGUAUUCUACAUGUUCAAGCCUGCAGGUAUCAACAUAAGGCUCUCGGAUAGAGACGCCAUCUUCGCUUACAAGUACAACACAAUGAUAGAGAAUUUUGUUAAAUAUGGGAAUCCUACACCAAAAAUAACGCGAUAUCAUCCGGUGUCCUGGCCAGCAGCCACCACCAACUCCUCCAAUGUCAUGGUUCUGGACGAGACCUUCGGUGUCCUGGAGAAGGCUCGGCCACAGCAUCGAGGGGGGUUCUUCUUGGAGAUGCUGUGUGAUUAUGGAGAAAGAGGCUAUGUGCCUUGUGAUGAAUAUACAAAGGGAAUAAAAUUAUAG
Molecule: messenger RNA, 1419 nt
Organism: Aricia agestis (brown argus)
Lineage: Eukaryota; Metazoa; Arthropoda; Insecta; Lepidoptera; Lycaenidae
Gene: cce-3
Product: esterase E4-like
Exons: 2
Coding region: 1-1419 (472 amino acids)
Source: RefSeq, a predicted model, not a curated record